Molecule: messenger RNA, 1642 nt
Organism: Sardina pilchardus (European sardine)
Lineage: Eukaryota; Metazoa; Chordata; Actinopteri; Clupeiformes; Clupeidae
Product: toll-like receptor 2
Exons: 2
Coding region: 111-1520 (469 amino acids)
Biological process (GO): toll-like receptor 4 signaling pathway; positive regulation of cytokine production; cellular response to lipopolysaccharide
Cellular component (GO): lipopolysaccharide receptor complex; membrane raft; external side of plasma membrane
Molecular function (GO): lipopolysaccharide binding; protein binding
Source: RefSeq, a predicted model, not a curated record
CUAAAGUCCCCAAAGGUCUCCAACUGAUUCAUAAGAUCUCCAGACUGUUGCAGAUUAACCCAAUCAGCGCAUAACUUAGAGGAUCGACCGAUCCCAAGAGGAAAUCACAGAUGAAGGCGUGGCACCGACUCCUGCUGACCCUCCUUUUGUGGGUGGAGUUAGAAGGAGCCGUUGUCAUGGCAAACUGUAUCGUCACUGAUCCUGAGUAUGGCGAUACGGGGCGCUGUGUGUGUCCUGCAAAUGUCCUGCAGAAGCCAUUACAGAUGAUGAUGUGUAUGCAGAUGAGUGAGCUGGAGCUGCAGGAUGGUGUGUUGCAGCUGGACAGUAAAUAUCUGUCCUUCCAAGGCUCUGAUGAAAUCGGGGCCUUAGCUUUACUUCCUUUGGAGCGCAUCCUUCUCACGCGAGUUCGUAUCCCGGGGGUGUUCCUGUCUACACUGCUUAACACACUGCCGAGGACCGAAGUCCAUCAGUUUGACCUCACAGACACCACUUUGGAGGCCCUUCCACAUCCUCCCAACCCCACGGAGCCAUGCCCCGUCACCUCCCUCAGAAUGGAUAGAGUGACCUUUGACCCUUCUCUACUCCGUCCACCGAUGCACCCGCUGAACGCCUGGCUGCUGUCUUCGCUCACCCACCUGACGUUGCGUGCUGUGCCAGGGGGGCUGUCGCUAGGCAACGAAGCAUGCGCUACCAUAGCGAUGCUGGCGAACGUGACCGAGCUGGACCUGUCAGAGAACAGCCUGACCGACGAAAGCCUGGUCGAUUUGUCCCGCUGCCUCUCGUCCUCCGUCCCCCCCGUCAGCUCUCUCGGCCUCUCCGUCCUUCGCUUGGGUCAGAACCAGGUGCGCUCCCUGGAGGGUCUCUGCCCUCUCCUGCGAGCGUCCCCCAACCUGACCGAGCUCGAUCUGAGUCAGAACUCCCUGGACGGUUCUGCUUUUGGCUCCGCUUGUCUCAAUUCCACUGGGCAACUGAAGACUCUCAAUUUGUCGUCCACGGGCAUCCAGACAGCAGUCGGGCUCGUGCCAGCGGGCGUGGAGGUGCUCGAUCUGAGCGGAAACCGGCUGAGGGAGUUCCGGAACCCGCCGGAAGGACUCAGGGAGCUCUAUCUCUCUAACAACCACCUCAGUCUGCUCCCGGAUCUGACCGGGGCCUCUCAGCUGCAGUUGCUCUCUCUGGACGGGAACCGACUCACCGACCUGUCCGGCGAAACCUCUUUCCGGCUGGUCCUGGACCGUCUUUUGGAGCUGAGAGUUGGCCGGAACCCUUUCACCUGUGGCUGUGAGGUCAUAAAGAGCGUGGAACUUCUUAGGGGAAACCGUAACAAGGUGUUGGACUGGCCUGAUGAUUUUCUUUGCACACCGCUGGCAAGCAACAGCACCACCCUCAGGCUGGAGGACCUUGACCUCACUAACUGUGACCAGGCCGUGGAUGAAACUUCUUCUUCUGGCAUGAAAAUGAAUGUGAAUGUGGCUUUAUGUAUGUCAGUUGUUGUUGUAGCUGUUACAGCAAUAUUAGAGUGAUAUUUUCAGCUCAGCUUUACCUAGUAAUAACUGAAAUAAAUUCAAAUAAGUUUUAGUCUCUUUACAUCAAACAAAUUAUUACUGAACGAUUGUAUGGGGAAACUGAAUGCACACUAAUGAAA